Messenger RNA from Heteronotia binoei (common prickly gecko), 2935 nucleotides. It is a transcript of the gene HDAC10, whose product is annotated as histone deacetylase 10. Gene Ontology annotation, cellular component: histone deacetylase complex. The record is from RefSeq and is a predicted model, not a curated record. Gene Ontology annotation, biological process: chromatin organization. Bases 101 to 2158 code for a protein of 685 amino acids. Lineage: Eukaryota; Metazoa; Chordata; Lepidosauria; Squamata; Gekkonidae. The transcript has 21 exons. Gene Ontology annotation, molecular function: histone deacetylase activity.
CAAUCAGGGACGAUAAGAACUUUAGUCCUUUUGAUCCCUCCCACUGUUGAAGUAGCCAGAUGUUUGCUGUGGAGCGCUCUUAAGGCGUCUUUGUGGAACCAUGGCUUCUGAAACAGCAUUGGUUUACGAUGACGAAAUGACCAACCAUAAACUACUUUGGGAGGACCCCAUCUGUGCCAUUGAAACCCCAGAGAGGCUUUCUUCCUGCUACAAGAAUCUCAGACGCUACAAUCUGGUUGAACGAUGCCUGUCUGUUCCUGUCCGAGAAGGAAUGGAGGAUGAGAUCACGUUGGUGCACAGUUUGGAUUACUUGCAGGUUGUGAAAAACUCUCAGAAAAUGAGCGAAGAAGAACUACGACGAGUCUCGGCUAAUUAUGAUGCUGUUUUCUUUCAUCCAACAACAUACCGUUGUGCCAAGCUGGCUGUGGGAGCAACACUGCAGCUGGUAGAUGCUGUGAUGUCAGGAACAACGCGUAAUGGAAUGGCUUUAGUAAGGCCCCCAGGUCACCACAGCCAGAGGAAUGCAGCCAAUGGGUUUUGUGUGUUCAACAACGUUGCCAUUGCAGCAAAAUAUGCCCAAAGGAAAUAUGGUGUCCAGAGGGUUCUCAUUGUCGACUGGGAUGUGCAUCAUGGACAAGGAAUUCAAUAUAUAUUUGAAGAAGAUCCAAGUGUUCUCUAUUUUUCUUGGCAUCGGUUUGAACAUCAGAAAUACUGGCCUUCCCUCAGGGAAUCUAAUUAUGAUGCGGUUGGUUGGGGGAAAGGAGAGGGAUUCAAUAUAAAUGUACCCUGGAAUAAGGUUGGGAUGACAAACUCUGAUUAUUUAGCUGUAUUUCUUCACGUGUUGCUCCCAGUGGCAUUUGAGUUUGAUCCAGAACUUGUUCUGGUCUCUGCUGGUUAUGAUUCUGGAAUAGGUGACCCAGAGGGUCAGAUGAGCGCUACACCAGAAUGUUAUGCCCACCUCACUCAUUUUCUGAUGCAUUUAGCAAAAGGAAAAGUGUGUGUGGUUCUUGAGGGUGGAUAUCAUUUGAGGUCACUUUCUGAAUCUGUUUGCAUGACUAUAAAAACUUUGCUUGGAGAUCCUUUGCCCUCUUUGUCUGGAGAAAUGAAACCGUGCUUAAGUGCAUUAGAGUCUAUACAUGAUGUCAGAGCUGCACAUAAGUCAUACUGGAAAUGUUUGUCUUAUGAAGACCUGACUCCCUUGAAAGAUCUCAGCACCAAACUGUGCCAGCUGGACGAAGGAGAAGUGGUUCAAACUGGCACACCGCUUGUGAAGCAGCAGGAAGCUGGAAAGACCAACAUCGAUGAAGCCACUAAAACAGAUAGGUUUUUGGAACUGCACAUGAAAGAAAUUCUGUCUCUGGAACCUGCUGUUAAAACAUUAGUUGCUGUUGCUGAAAGGAAUGCUGACAUGCUACCAUCCUCUGUUCAGAUUGAGAAGAACGGGGACUCUGAAGAGCUGAAAGCCAUUGUUCGUGGGUUUGCUGCUGAGUUGGUGAACGAAGAAAAAGUCUUAAGGGUGCUGGGGAACAUGUUGGCUGUCCUUGAAAAAAUAGUCGAAAAGAAGGUGACUAGUGGGCUCGUAGUAUCCCCAGAAGUUUCCCUUUCUUCUGUUCUUGCUCUGAAACACUGCCAGAACCUGAAGCUUCAAAAAGUCCUGUGCGUAUUUGUUGGUGACAUGGAUAUGAAAAUUGAUUUGGUCAAUGGAAAAGUCUUCUUGAUCAAUAUUUGUGGCAAGCAAUCUGAGCAAGCUAACACCAAAUACAGUAUUUCUAUAAACUGGAAAGAGGAUGCUGGAAGAAGCUCUAUCUCCUCUAUGUUGUUUGGAUUCAUCCUUCCAGUAGCGUACAGCUAUCAGCCUGAACUCGUGAUUAUAGCGGUUGGAUCAAACCAUAUUCUUGGCACAAAUGGGAUUUCCUUGCUUAUUAGCUUACUGCAAGGGUUAGCACAGUCUCGAAUUCUGGCUGUGAUCCAGGAGACAGAGGUGCUACUUUUGAAAGAUAUAGCUAAGCCUUUGACAGGCAACAAUACACCUUGCUUUGGGACCUGCACAUCAGCUUCACAAGAGAAUAUACAAACGGUGAAGGAAUUACAAGAACAAUUUCAGCAAGAAUGGAAAAUGCUUCAGUGUUCAGUAAAUGUCUCUGUGACUGAGAGAUGAAAUGACUUGUCUGCCGUUUUGGGGACUUCCUUCUACCUAGAACUAAUCAACAGCAUCACAUCGAUACUAUGCGAAUUGUUAUAUAUAAACAAAAACAACGAUUCAGAGCCAUUGGACCCCUUUGCAAUUCAACUACGAGAUCAAGAAAGACCUGAACGUCAUUUAGUAUUUUCAGUCAACCAUUAGACCAAAAAAAAAUAAAAAAUGAAGACCACGCCACAGAGAAGGAAUUAUACUGCAAGAAUCCUCAGCUAUUUUAUUUUGAGAUAUUAGCAUGCUGUUAAAUGUAUAUGUAUGUUUAAAAUUUUGUGUGUCUGAUAGAGUUGCCAGACCCCUGGUCGGGGCAGGGAUUUCCCCUGAUUUCAGGGGCUCCAAUCUGCCGUCACCCAGCUGGCUGGCAGGGGAAGCCCCCUCCCCGGACAUCCCCCUCCUCCGUGAAGUUAUCAGGACGACGAUGUUCUGUGAUGUCAAAAAGGGCCAGUUUAAAAACAACUUUCUGUAAGAAAAAUUUUGCCUCAGGCAAGGGAGGAACCAGGGCUUAUUUUGAGCAGGAAUGCAGUUUCAGCUGGCUUGAGAUCGGGGGUGUGGCCUAAUAUGCAAAUGAGUUCCUGCUGGGCUUUUUCUACAAAAAAGCCCUGGGAGGAACCGUAGCAACAAAGGCAUUGUAUUUUUCUUUUGAAGUUGUUCUCUAUUAUGAAUACCAUUGGCAUACAGGUUUGUUGAGUUAAACCUAAGGCCUGCCCUUCAGAGUGUGUUUGUCUAUUAAAAUGUGGAACA